Molecule: messenger RNA, 1165 nt
Organism: Manis pentadactyla (Chinese pangolin)
Lineage: Eukaryota; Metazoa; Chordata; Mammalia; Pholidota; Manidae
Exons: 2
Coding region: 360-1154 (264 amino acids)
Source: RefSeq, a predicted model, not a curated record
CCUUACCGAGGGCCCGGCAGUCGGGUGCGACACGGCUCCCUCCGCUAGCGCGGGGCCGCGGGACGAGCCUGAAGGGUACUCCUCCACUGCGGCCACGGUCGGCGGUCCCCGCAGGCUGGUCUCCAGGGUAGGUCUUAAAAAGGUCUACAGAGGAGACCCAAGAAAUGGCAGCGUGAGAACGAGAUCUGAAAACUUCAGUAGAUUCCCUGAGGAGGGAAGUGACAUUGUUGCAAGAGGUGGCACAAGAACAUGAGCUGCAGAGUUCUGUGGAUUCCCUGAGGACGGAGAUGGUAUUCAUGCGGGAGGAAGAGGCAUGAGAACACGAGCUGUAAACCUCUGUGGAUUCCCUGAGGGAGGAGAUGGCCUGGAUGUGGGAGGAGGCAGCACAAGAGUGCCAGCAGCAAGGAGCCAUUGGAGACAAGAUGGCAGUGCUGCCAGGUGCUCUGAAGGAGGAAGAGGCCAUCAAGGAAAAGGACAAGCUCCUGAGGGAAGCACAGGCAGAGGUGGCACAAGAACAUCAGCUGCAAAGCAUUGAGCUGAAGGUAAGAGACCUUCUGAAGACAGAGGUAGCAUUGCUGAGAAGCACAGUAGAAAAGGUAAAGGUCAUAGCAGAGGAGGCACUCUGGGGAGGGGAGAGAAAGUUGCUGUCAGUCCCAGAAAUGGAGGAGCUGGAGCAGGAUGAAGGGGUGGUGCCGGAGGCACUGGCACCUCGUGUAUUGAAAGCACACCCAGUGGUGGUAAAGAAAAUAAAGUCCCAGGAGCUGAAAGUUCCCCAAGGAGAGGAGCAGCCCCCUCCCCAGGUAGUGGAGCACUCUAUGGUCCACCCCUGUACUCAGGCUGAGCUGAUGGAUUUGGGCUCCCGGUUUAAGCAGAAGCCCUCAGAGUCAAUAUCAGCUUGGCUCCUGCGUCUGUGGGAUUUAGGGGUGGAUGGAAUUGUUCUGUCGGGAUCAGAGAUGGGAAAGCUGUCUUCCCUGACAGUUCAGCCUGCCUUGAGGCAGCGGUUACAAAAUGCACAUCAGACCCCAGGGAGUCACUCCCUCCUCUAUUGGCUAAGGCUGCACUUUGUGCUGUGUGGCCCAAUCAGGGUGAUCUACCAUCCUCUCCUGUUAGAUGGCAGACAUAUACUGAGCUCCAACAGGUGCUAUGAGAGCUAGGCAUAAGAAAU